Molecule: messenger RNA, 837 nt
Organism: Pezoporus occidentalis (night parrot)
Lineage: Eukaryota; Metazoa; Chordata; Aves; Psittaciformes; Psittacidae
Gene: AGBL2
Product: AGBL carboxypeptidase 2
Source: RefSeq, a predicted model, not a curated record
AUGCCGUUGGGGCCCCGGUGUUGCCCAGGAACACUGAAUCCCUCUGGCUCCUGUCCCAGCGGCACCGGAGCUCUUCCCGUGCUGCAGCCCAAGGAGGGGGAACCAGGGGGGUUUGGGGGGGGGCUGCUCCCCGAUCCCUACGACAGCUUCAUGCAUCACCACUUGAGCUACUAUGUUUACUUCCAAGGCCACAAGAUGAGUGCACACAAGAGCCCCAUGUUCGGGGACCCCACGGAGCAGCGUCCCACUGAGGCACUCAGCAUGAGCAGCACCAAUCCUGGCCACUGGCAGGGUCCUGGGCCAGAGCCGAGCUCUCCUCCUGCAGCCCCCCGGGGCCCACUGAGCCCCUCCCUGCAGCACCGAGGGGCCCUGGGGGAACCACGGGGUCCCUUUGCUGGGCCCCCACUGGGGGGGCUCCGGCCCCCUCCCCGCUGGCCUGUGGAGUGCGAGGUCAUCCCGGAGAGCAUCGAGCACGUCGAGUGGGUCCCCCCUGAACUGGAGCCCUUCUGCCAGCCCACGAGCAUGGAGCAGGCCACCGUCGUCUAUAACUGCAGCCCAGUGCCCCACGGCGCCCGCUUCACCCGCGCCCAUCUUGGGGCCCCGGGCCCCCUGUCCGCGGCAGCAGCGCCCUUGGAGGGGCCCCAGGACACAACGCUCUUUGAGAGAGGCAACCUGCAGAGAGCCAUCAAGGUGGGUCCCUAUGAGUACAUGCUGCGGCUGUGGCCGGACCUGUUCACCACCAGGCACACCCAAUGGUUCUACUUCCGCGUCCAAAACACCCGCCAGGAGCCCCUGUACCGCUUCACCAUUGCCAACCUGCUGCGGCGGCUGGCUUGA